AUGAAGACCUCUAUCGCCUUCCUGGCCCCUAUAGUCAUCCUCUCCUUUUCGAAACUCGUUGCUGUCCAAUCCCAAUCUUCUGAUCGCAAUGGACGUGGCCAUGAUCACCAUAAUCAAAAACCCAACUUUUUGGUCUUCUUGACGGAUGACCAAGACCUCCACAUGAACUCCCUGGACUAUUUACCACUGGUCCAGAAAUAUAUCCGGGAUGAAGGCACAGAGUUCACUAACUAUUACACCACUACUGCCAUGUGUUGUCCUAGCCGUGUCUCACUCUGGUCCGGACAAUUUGCACAUAAUCAUAACGUCACGGAUGAAGCGCCUCCACAUGGUUCCUACACUAAAUUCGUGGCCCAGAACCUGGAUCAGAACUGGCUUCCGGCUUGGUUGCAAAAGCAGGGAUAUUCCAAUAAUUACAUUGGGAAAUUUAUUAACGGUGUCUCUCCAACCCUAAAGCAUGCCCCCAAGGGGUUCGAUAAGGACCAUUGGGAACCUCUCGUUGAACCUAAUAUCUAUACAUUCUAUUCUCCAACCUUUUCAACAAAUGAUGGACCUCUUGAAGCUCACUCCGGUGUUUAUCAGACAGACAUCAUUUCUGAUAAAUCCAUUGCUAUCUUGGAUGGAUUGGCUCAAAACAAAUCUCAGCCUUUCUUGUUCGUUAUCUCCCCUACAGCUCCUCAUGAUGAAGUCUGGGUCAAUGGUACUUCUGGCGUUCUCUUUACACCUCCUAUCCCUGCAAAGCGUCAUGAGGGCUUAUUCAAAAACGUUAAAGUUCCACGCGUACCCAAUUUCAACCCUGAUGUCAACGACAAGCCUUCUUGGAUCGGUGCUCUCCCCAAAUUGCCAGACUCUGAGAUUGAUCGGAUAGACGCUAAAUAUCGUGCUCGCCUUCAAUCUCUUCAAGCCACAGAUGAAUUGGUCGAGCGCGUAAUUAAGCGUCUAGAACACAAUGGGCAGCUCGAUAAUACCUACAUCGUCUAUACUACCGACAAUGGCUAUCAUUUAGGGACCCAUCGCAUGUAUGCAGGGAAACAAACUCCUUAUGAAGAGGAUACAAACAUUCCUUUCAUUAUCCGUGGACCUGGCAUCGCCAAGGGUAAGAAGAGCAGCGCUGUCGCCACACAUACCCAUUUCCCUGCUACGGUCUUGAAGUUGGCGGACCUACCUAUCCCAGAUGAAUUGGAUGCUCAUUCGAUCCCAGUUUUGGAGAACAAGGCCAUCUAUGGAAAGGAUCAGCCUACAGAGGCCUUCGCAGUCGAAUUCUGGAGCAAUGCCUUCUUUGAGGAUGCCAUCGGUCGAUUCAACACCAACGAUUACAAGUCCGUUAGGUUGAUUGGUCAAGGCUACAACCUGUUGUACACAGUUUGGUGCACCGGUGAAAGGGAAUAUUACGAUUUGGUAAAGGAUCCCUUUCAGGUGAAAAACAUUUACGAGGAGACUCCUUUUAAUGUGUUAGAUCGCCUGGAUGCUCUGUUGAACGUCUUGAGGACCUGCAAGGGUCCUACUUGUAGAGAUCCUUGGUCGGUGAUUCAUAGCGAGCACCUUGAUAACAAGGCAUUCUCCAACAAAAAGAGCCAUAAACGCGUCCGGUCCUUGAAGGAUGCUUUGGCCAAGAAAUAUGACGCUUUCUAUGCCAGCCUGCCAAAGUUCACAUUCAAAAGUUGUAUGCAGUAUUACCUUCCUGCAAACGAAAUCACCGUCCCUGCUUUUUAACACCCCAAUUCAUAGAAACAGUGGUACACUUGUGAAUAAUAGAUAAUGCAG
Molecule: messenger RNA, 1764 nt
Organism: Lobosporangium transversale
Lineage: Eukaryota; Fungi; Mortierellomycota; Mortierellomycetes; Mortierellales; Mortierellaceae
Product: alkaline-phosphatase-like protein
Exons: 2
Coding region: 1-1713 (570 amino acids)
Biological process (GO): phenol-containing compound metabolic process
Molecular function (GO): arylsulfatase activity; N-acetylglucosamine-6-sulfatase activity; glycosaminoglycan binding
Source: RefSeq, a predicted model, not a curated record